AUGGACUCUCCCACCACACCUGUUGCGAGUAAUGGAACUCCUUCCAAAGUUUCACCACUGGGGCUACUGCCGCCAUUUCAUGCCAAGCUGAAACAGACCCUUAAUAGCGGCGGCUCCGACACCCUGAUACUCUCCCCCAAGCUUUCUUGGCCUGCUCUGCCCGUGGCUCAAGGUGCUAGAAGUCGGUCAAACUCGCAGGUGACAAACGACAAUGCCAGAACUAGGUUCCUAGAGGAAGACGACUUCCAGCGAACCAGGGACUACCGAAAGUCAACGUCCUUUAAGAACAUUUCAAAUUCCAUCGAUUUCAAAAAACUCCAAGAAAAGUUCCAACAGGACGAGCCUGUGCUUAGAAAGAAACCUCUCUGGGUUCCAGCCAAUUCUCUGCAAACGAAACCCAAGCCGAGGAUUCACAACGGGAGGUGGGAGGCAACACCCACAGAACAGCCACCCAAAUUCAAGCGCAGGGAACUCGAAGCAUGCCUCGAUAUCCCAGAGCCCGAAGCGGUUAAGCCUGUUGAACCCGAAGUGAAAUCUGAAGUUAUCAGCACAGAGGUGCGACAUCUGGAAGAGACACGGGACACAAGCAUUAAUGACAAACCGGAAGGCUCGCUAGGGGCACAUACGGUCCUCCCAGUGCCUUCUCUAGACAAGGUAUACCCGACAAGUGCCGUACCUUUGCCAGUAGACCUGUCCAUCCUUUCUCUCCAGAUGUCUGCCACCACUAGCUCCCUAUCCUUACCAUUUCCGCCACCAGCUCCCACCACAGGUACCCCUAGCUCGAUAGCCCUGUCGCUUCCAGGGGUCACCUGCACAGCACCGCCAAUGAUGAUACCAGAGAGGUCUGCUCCUACCUCGGUUUCCGCAACAUUGCUCGCUGCUAAGGAGACGCCGUCCUCACCUGUGUCCACCUCCAGUCCCAGGGCCGUUUCUCCCCAGUCUCCUUCCACAACCACCGAGAAGUUAAAGUCCAGCAAGUAUCCUUCCGGAACCCAUUCUAGCAUGACGAGCACGGAUUCUCAACACUCCUCGCUCCUUGUCUCUAUCACCACCAGCCAUUCGUCCUACGACCAUGAGUUCAGCGCUGAAGAAGUGCCCAAGCACCGGGUCACGGUGCGCAAUCCUGAUUCGUACAACGCAAGACGGAACUCGCUGCUCUUAGACCUUGAAGAGGGCAAGAACCAGCUUGCCAGCGUCAUGGAUUCCAUCUGCCACGCGAUUCAGCUCUCACCAGGAACAUCCGUGAAGCGGGAGUCUACCGACACACAGGGCUACUCCUUUGACGGUGACAACGAGGGCGAUACCGACGACACUAGCAAUUUGUCUCUCGAAAAACCAGCCAGACUCGCCGGGCCAUUCACCCCUCACAGGUUCUCCCUGAAGGCGGACACAGAAUCUGACCACAAAGACACCUCUUAUAGUACCCUCUUCAAUGACAGCGCGUUGCCCCAGGGUAAGUCCUUGAGUGAGAAACUAGCGGAGGACCCCUUUUUAGAAGGUCUUGCCACGCCCACCUACACAGGCAAUAGAAGUUCUAGGAGCUGGACAUCACAAAUAUCCCAUUCCUCCCCUUCGCCAUCCCAUGCCGUGUCUUCCCCAAUAAUGCCGUCUCAGAGGUGCCACAAUGACCCUCUCCCAGCAGCACCACCGUCAGGCAAGAGAGAGGCGAGGAAACCGGUGGUAUUGUCGUAUGUGGAAACCAAGCGGUUGCGGAAACUCCGCACCACUCGCUCUUUUCCGAAUAUCGACCCUGAAAAGCAGUUGGAGGAUAAGGCGCAAACUUUGGUCGAAAACGAUGUUAUAACCGACUAUGUCGAGCCAAGGAAUGUCCCACGCACGGCAUCGAUGGAUAUGGCGGAUCUGCACCCCCACGGUGCUAUCUAUCAGUGCGAUGUGACCCCCUCACGGUUGUCUCCUGGCUCUUCAACACUCAAAAAGAGAUCUUCUAUGCCAGUUCUUAUGCCGUCGUCAUACGUGGAUGAGGAGAUACUCGAGAUCUCCUUCGUUAACGAUCCAGUGCGCAAAGUCUUCCGCACUGAAAGAGAUCUUCCUCCGUUACCGUUCCACAGGGAGGUGUUUCAGGAUCCUCUGUUUACGAGCGCCAACUUCCGCUCGCCUCCGCCAGUACCCAUCGGUAUUACACCGUUUGGGUCUAUGCCGCUGGAGGCAAAAUCGAAGCAUGCGAAGCCGAACGUGAAGGAGUUUUUGAAAAAGUUGUUCGGGGUGAAGCAGAGGAACCACCGCAAGGGCGAGUUUGUUUUUGUGUGUGCCAGUCCGAAUAGCAAGGCUAAACCCGAGCAGACCUUUAACGUACUUUCGUUUGCAAACGCCUUUGAGGAGAAAAGACCGUCAGUUCAACUAGAACGCCCCGUUUAUGAGCCCGUACCGCUUCCGGAGGUACUGGAUACAAGUCCAGUGACAGAAAGCAACAUAGUUCGUGAAUUAUCCGUUCCAAGGAUAUUGGAUGCGGUGGAUAUUGAUGAAUCAGAUGUGACUUCACUCUUUUCGGAUAUUAUGGAAGAAGACGAAGAGAUAGUAGAAGAGGUGAUGGACUUUGCACCGUUAAGUGAGAUGACACUCGGGUUUGGCGAAGGUUUUGGAGAUUUGCUUGCCGCCAUUGAAAACAUUGAUCAAAACUUUCUGCUGCCGAAGAAGUCCUUCCUGCCUGAAACCUCCCAGUCACCAUAUCGUGAGGACCAGAGGCUUGUCUUUGCCGAUGAAGUGGAAAUGAAGGCGCUAAGCCCUAGAAAGUCCAUGCCACUGAGCUUGAAAAGAGCCACCCCAAGAGAUGAGGAAUACACGGAUGACAAUUUGGUUCACAUAUCAGAGGAGAUUCAAUUUGAUGCGUCGGACGUGGGGGUAGUAACCUCGCCAGAUCAUUCGUACGUUGAAGGAACCCACUUUAACGUGGACUAUGAUCACAACCAGAAAGUGCCGGUGAAAGGCUUACAGCCUUCUCAUUCAACUUUGAAGAAGGCCAGACUCAUUCCCGAUGUCGUGCUUUCCAGGGUGGUCUCAUGGGACUCAUACCCGGAGGCCAUCGUUUCGAAGGGCGUAACGUUCUCUACCAGGCUUGUCGUUAGUGAAACGUAUGGGGCCCACUUCUACGACAGGAUUAACCGCGAAAUGACCGUAACCCAGUUGCAAGACAACCCCGCGGCUAUUCGGGAGAUUAAGCGCGAGUUGAAUGAGUUCAAAGCUAAGGAUAUGCCGGUACAUGAUCUUAGUAAGAACAACACUCAUUUCUUCUACGAUGUUUACAAAGAUUGA
Molecule: messenger RNA, 3270 nt
Organism: Babjeviella inositovora NRRL Y-12698
Lineage: Eukaryota; Fungi; Ascomycota; Pichiomycetes; Serinales
Exons: 1
Coding region: 1-3270 (1089 amino acids)
Source: RefSeq, a predicted model, not a curated record